AUGGAAGCCCCCAUUGCCCAAGCAGUCGCAGACCCUUCCUCCAGCAACGGAGCCAGAAGAUCCUCACACAAAUACCGCGGCGCCACAGUAGAAGACCUCGACCCCCCACCAGCCCUCUCCACCUCCCCCAAAGCCUCAAUCUCCUCCGCCCUCCUCGCAGCCUACGAACGCGACUUCUCCCACCUCACCGUGCUCUCCCCCACGGACAAAUCCCUCCUAGGCUAUGUCUCCAUCGCGCACCUGCGCGCCCAGCUCGAAGCAAAGACGGUGCAAGACUCUGACCCCGUGGAGAAGGCGAUGGUGCGCUUCCAGCGCAAGGGCCGGAGGUAUAGGUUGAUUACGAUGGAAACGCGGCUGGAGGAGUUGGAGGCGUUUUUCGAUGGCGUUGGUGUGGAUGGGGCGAGGCAGGAGUUUGCUGUUGUCACCGACCCGGGGCGGAGGUUUGUGCUUGGUGUUGCUACCAAGGGGGAUUUGGAGGAGUUUGUGCGGAGGAGGCCGGCUUGA
Neohortaea acidophila is the source of this 504-nucleotide messenger RNA. RefSeq lists its product as uncharacterized. Lineage: Eukaryota; Fungi; Ascomycota; Dothideomycetes; Mycosphaerellales; Teratosphaeriaceae. The record is from RefSeq and is a predicted model, not a curated record. Bases 1 to 504 code for a protein of 167 amino acids. The transcript is spliced from 3 exons.